AUUAGAAUAACCGAUCGAUUAUAACUUUUUUUAAAAUAAUGGCAUAAAAGACCAAAUUUCUGUUAAUAAAACCCAAGAAUAUUGAAAGAAUUUAUCAUCAUUGCAUAUAUUGAACGCAAUGUUUCCUAUUAAGCCGAAUAAAUCUAUUGUUAUUAAUUUGAUAAAAUGGACAAAUUUAUUCCGCUCAAUAAAAACUGGUCGAACAACAACAUUAACGAUACCACAAACUCAAACGCAACCACAAUUAUCACCCCACCAACAACACCAAUCAUUAGAGAUUGAACAACUAAUGGAUCGUACAUUAUUAAAAAUCAAUGGCCGUCAUGUUGAUGAAUAUUUACAAUCGUUGAUUACAAAUGAUCUAUCAUAUAUACAAAAAUCAAUUGGAUCCUUGUAUACAAUGUUUUUAAAUGAUCAUGGACGAUUAAUAACGGAUGGUAUUUUGUAUAAAACAUCUGAAUCGAAUUCAUAUUUAUUGGAUAUUGAUAUGCCUGCCAUAGGUAUCGUACAACAACAUUUAAAUAAAUAUACUAAAAGUAAUUCUUCGAUACAAAUAACAAACUAUGGUAGUAAAUUAAAUGUAUGGCAAAUAUUCAGUUCAGAUGCGUUACGGAUACGUAACGAAGCUGACAUGAUUAAAACGAAUGUAAAUUGUGCGAAACGAAAAUGGUUAAAUAAUGAUUUACAGGAUUUAGUGAUGGUUUAUUCAGAUCCACGGUCACCGCAAUUAGGUUUACGUAUAAUUGCAUCCAAUGAUAUAGAUUUUAAUCAAAUCAUACAAAAGUUAAACAUUAAACGUCGUCAUAAUCUUACAACAUACAAACAGCUUCGCUACAAAUUGGGUAUCGCAGAAGGUGUACAAGAGCUGCCACCAAACAAAAGUAGUCCAUUAGAAUCGAAUGGUGAUUAUUUAAAUGGUAUUCAUUUUAAUAAAGGUCGUUAUCUGGGGGGUGAUAUUACGAUAUCAUUGUAUCUAAAUGGUUUUAUACAUUAUCGUAUGACACCAGUCAUUUUUGAUGGUGCUAGUAAAGUUGAUGAAUUGAAUUUUGAUGAUCCAAUUAUUAUUGAGCAUACAAAGAAACAAAUGAUUGUUGGAAAAUUACGUGGUACUUACGAUAAAUAUGGCAUUGCGUUAUUACGCACCGAUUAUAUUAAUCGUGACGAUAUGGUUGUGAAAAACGUUAAGGUGAAAGCACCGAAACCUGAUUGGUGGCCAGUUAUGUUGACAAAUGAAAUGCCUGAACAAUUAUGGGCAACAGCUCUCAGAUAA
Molecule: messenger RNA, 1270 nt
Organism: Chrysoperla carnea
Lineage: Eukaryota; Metazoa; Arthropoda; Insecta; Neuroptera; Chrysopidae
Product: putative transferase CAF17 homolog, mitochondrial
Exons: 5
Coding region: 119-1270 (383 amino acids)
Cellular component (GO): mitochondrial matrix
Molecular function (GO): protein binding
Source: RefSeq, a predicted model, not a curated record